Onychostoma macrolepis is the source of this 1889-nucleotide messenger RNA. RefSeq lists its product as uncharacterized. Lineage: Eukaryota; Metazoa; Chordata; Actinopteri; Cypriniformes; Cyprinidae. The record is from RefSeq and is a predicted model, not a curated record. The transcript is spliced from 8 exons. Bases 1 to 1446 code for a protein of 481 amino acids.
AUGGCAUUGCUCUUUCUGCUGUUAUUGUUCACGGACUGUGUGUCUGGUGCAGGAACAGAUGAGACGAUGUCAGUGAUGGAGGGAGAUUAUGUUACUCUACACACCAAUCUUACUGAAAUACAGAACGACGAUACAAUACUGUGGAUGUUUGGACCUAAGGACUUGGUCAUAUCCCAAAUAACGAGAAAGAACGAUUUUACCUCAUUUUUUGUCACUGAUGAGGCUGAAUUUAGAGGCAGAUUGCAACUAGACCAAAAAACUGGCUCUCUGACCAUCAGAAACACCAGAAUCAGACACUCAGGACAAUAUAAACUAACCAUCUCUAGAGAACAGACUACAACCAAGAUAUUUAGUGUUACUGUCUUUGGGGCAGUUGGUGAGACGGAUGGAGUGAAGUCAGUGUCAGUGACGGAGGGAAAUGCUGUCACUUUACACACUGAUACUGAAAUACACACAGAUGAUCUGAUCCUGUGGAGGUUUGGAGAUAAAGGCAUCCUCCUGGCUAAAAUCGAUGUAGAGACUAAAGAGACCUCAUUAAACGAUGCUGAUGAGAGAUUCAAAGGCAGACUUAAGCUGGAUCAGACUGGAUCUCUGACCAUCAAGAACAGCAGAACUGAACACGCUGGACUUUAUGAAGUACAGAUCAAAGGCCAUGAGAGUUCACAGCGAUUCCUUCUUUUUGUCACGACUGUUUCAGAAUUGACCCUGUCUUCUGGUGAAAUAGCAGCGAUAGUUGCUGCUGUUCUGCUGGUGUUGGCUGCAGUUUUAGCUGUCGUGGUGAUUUACUAUCGCCGAAAGAUUACUGCACUGCAAACAGAGAGGAAAGAUCCAGUGACUGAGGGAGGUUCUGUCACUCUACACACCAAUGUUACUAAACUACAUAAAGAUGAUGUGAUACAGUGGUGGUAUGAAGAUGAAGAUGAAAAGAAUCUCAUUGCUAAAAUCGAUAAAGUGAAGAAUAAGAAACCCGUAUAUGAUGGUGCUGAUGGGAGAUUCAGAAGCAAACUGGUGCUGGAUGGUCAGACUGGAAAUCUCACCAUCACAGACAUCAGGACCAUUCACUCUGGACUCUAUAAACUCAAGAUCAGCAGCAGCAAAAGAACCAAAUACAAGACCAUUUUUGUUCCCGUGACUGUGGAGACAGAGAAAGUGACGCCGGGAGAUUCUGUCACUCUCCAGACUGAUGCUAGAAUACAGGAAGAUGAUUUGCUGCUGUGGAUGUUCGGAGCUGAAAAGAGUCUCAUUGCUAAAAUUGAUUCGAGGACAAAUAGAACUGAUGAGAAAUUCGGUAACACUUUACGUGUUACCAGAAAUUCAGUGACAGACAGCACCUGGACGAGGAGACUGGAUCUCUUACCAUUAGAAACAUUACAGAUAGAGACUCUGGACAGUAUAAAGUACAAAUCAUCAACAGUGAACAGACCACAAUCAAGAGAUUCAAUGUGAUUGUCACCAAUUCCAGAUUUGUCUACAGAGAGAAUGAAUCAGCGACUGUGUCUGAGCAUUUGUUGAAGAGAAGGAAUAAGCAAGUGGAAACAAGUUCAUUUUGAAGAGAUAAGACACGCCCACCAGAUAUUUAAGUACAAAAACAUAGUUCUGCUUUUAUUUUAUAUAUCUGGAAUUUUAUUUAUUUAUUUUUUUGAGACAGUGAACCCUGGUUCAUCUCGGGUCUGCUUAGAAGUUUUCUGAGUCCUUAAGAACCAAUGCUCUAGAAGCCUAGAAUCUGCCCAGUGAAAGUGAGAAAUAAAGCAGAAUUCUUGAAGAUCAAUAAGCAGAAUGGUAGUUGGGGUGGGCAAUAUUUAAAAAGAAAUGCAUCAAAAAUCCUAUUUAUUUGAUCUGUCCUUCUAUCAGUUUGCCCUGUCCUCUUGAGCUGCACGCAUAAACAAACA